Xyrauchen texanus (razorback sucker) is the source of this 1705-nucleotide messenger RNA. Its product is annotated as phosphatidylinositol transfer protein alpha isoform-like. Gene Ontology annotation, cellular component: cytoplasm. The record is from RefSeq and is a predicted model, not a curated record. Lineage: Eukaryota; Metazoa; Chordata; Actinopteri; Cypriniformes; Catostomidae. The transcript is spliced from 12 exons. Bases 12 to 938 code for a protein of 308 amino acids. Gene Ontology annotation, molecular function: phosphatidylcholine intramembrane carrier activity; phosphatidylinositol binding; phosphatidylcholine binding. Gene Ontology annotation, biological process: phospholipid transport.
GUUUUAAAUAAAUGAGAAAUCCAGGAACUCGAACAGAAACGAGUCGCGGCGGGCAGGACCGAAGAGAAUCAACUGCUUAUAAACUUUUUGAAUGUUGUUCACGCGCAGACGAAGGCGAUAACAUGUUAAUAAAGGAAUUCCGAAUCGUCCUGCCCAUUUCUGUUGAAGAGUAUCAGGUUGGCCAGCUGUACUCAGUAGCAGAAGCCAGCAAAAAUGAGACAGGAGGUGGAGAAGGGGUUGAGGUCCUGAAAAAUGAGCCCUAUGAGAAGGAGGAUGGUGAGAAGGGACAGUAUACGCACAAGAUCUACCACUUGCAGAGUAAAGUUCCAACUUUUGUACGGUUGUUGGCCCCAUCAUCUGCCAUGAGAAUCCAUGAGAAAGCCUGGAAUGCUUACCCUUACUGUCGCACAGUUCUUACGAAUGAGUACAUGAAGGACAAUUUUCUAGUCAUGAUUGAGACGUGGCACAAGCCUGACCUUGGUGAACAGGAAAAUGUUCAUAAACUUGACCCAGAGCAGUGGAAGAAGGUGGAGGUAGUACACAUUGACAUUGCCGACAGAUCUCAGGUGGAGACUAAAGACUACAAACCAGAUGAAGAUCCAGCCACAUUUAAAUCACAGAAGACUGGAAGAGGGCCAUUAGGACCUGACUGGAAGAAAGAGCUUCCUCAGAAGACAGACUGCCCUCAUAUGUGUGCCUAUAAACUAGUCACUGUCAAAUUCAAAUGGUUUGGCUUGCAGAACAAGGUGGAAGGAUUCAUCCAUAAGCAAGAGAAGCGACUGUUCACCAACUUCCACAGGCAACUCUUCUGCUGGUUAGACAAAUGGAUAGGUCUGACAAUGGAGGACAUUCGUCGUAUGGAGGAGGAGACACAGAAAGAACUUGAUAAUAUGCGAGAGAAGGAUCCAGUAAAAGGAAUGUCUGCAGCAGAUGAAUAAGAUGCUGUCUGAACAGCAGCAGUAUUGGAAAAUGUCUUUGCAGUAUAAUGGGCUGCUCUCUCUCUCCUCAAGCUCCACACCAGUAUAGUUUCUCUGUUCUCCACACCUGUACCCAGGAGGUCUAGCAACAAAAGGCUAAACCUCAGAGGUGUUUCUUACACUAAUAUUUUCUUCAGCCCACUGUGCUGCCAUGUCUGCAGGCUUUUAUUUUGAAAGUGUCUCCAUAGUAUUUACCUAUUUUCUGUUCAAAGUUUUGUUGAUCAAGUUGACAGACAGCAGCACUUACGUGUUUUGAAUUUUCCCUCACUACUUGUAUCACCAGCAUGUUAACAUGUUUACAUGUUUCUCCAACAGGUGUUUCCACCCUUGGCAUAUAUAUGUUUUAUAUUCGUACUCUAUGAAACUGCCUCUUAUGAGGUUUAUCGUAUUGGAGGGUUACACUUUUCUCAAGUCUUUUUGUAAAUUUGAAAGGGCUGAAUCUUAAGAGUUUGGCAUUAGCAGGUUUACGUUCAAGGUUUACAGUAAUAUAUAGGGAUUUUAAUAUCAUGUUGCGUAAAAGUGAUAUUGGAGAAGUGUUUGUACAUGUUUUGAUCUAUGCAUUAUGCCUCUGUCAUAUGAGGCUUAAUUAUGAACUGAAUUGUUCAAACAGUAUUUUGCUGUUCUGUUCCACUUUGUCCUUUUGGAUAUAACACUGUUUACUGGAUUUGGAUACAUUGUAAAUGUAAUUUCUUAAUUAUGCCUCAUAAUCUGAAAUGAAUUACAUUAAA